Setaria italica (foxtail millet) is the source of this 951-nucleotide messenger RNA. RefSeq names its product 18.9 kDa heat shock protein. The record is from RefSeq and is a predicted model, not a curated record. Gene Ontology annotation, biological process: protein folding; response to hydrogen peroxide; response to heat. Bases 88 to 612 code for a protein of 174 amino acids. NCBI's taxonomy places the organism in Eukaryota, Viridiplantae, Streptophyta, Magnoliopsida, Poales, Poaceae. The transcript has a single exon.
AGCAGCUACACCUCAGCAUCAAGAAGUAAGUGAGCACACACACCGAGUGAGUGAGGACUGAAACACCUCAUCAGCGAAGCAGCUGGCAUGUCGAUGAUCACCAGCAUGCUGGGGCGCAAGCAGCAGGGCCAGCAGAAGGGCGGCGCCGGCGCGCGCACCGCCGGCGGCGUUGGCGGCGCGGAGGUGGAGCCGGCGAGCAUCGACAUCGUCCUGGAACCGUUCGUGGACGCCAUCUCGCUGACGGCGUUGGCGGCGCCGUCGCUGGGGCUGGCGCCGUUCGCGACGGCGAGCAUGGACUGGAAGGAGACACCGGCGGCGCACGUGUUCAUGGCGGACCUCCCCGGGGUGCGGCGCGACGAGGUGAAGGUGGAGGUGGAGGAGGAGAAGGUGCUCCGGAUCAGCGGGCAGCGGCAGCGCGCCGCCGAGGACAAGGGCGACCGGUGGCACCGCGUCGAGCGGAGCUCCGAGCGCUUCGUGCGCACCGUCAGGCUGCCGCCCAACGCCAACACCGACAGCGUCCACGCCACGCUCGAGAACGGCGUGCUCACCAUCACCGUGCCCAAGGACAACGAACGCAAGGCAUACGGCCGCCUCAUCCCCAUCACCAACUAGCAGUUCUUCCAUGGAUAGAUUGUUCUUCAUAUCGAUCACCUCUAUAUCGUUGAGAUCGCCACUACCUCAAUUACCAUGAUAUUAUUACGUCAUAGCGUGUGAUCAGAUCAUGUAUCGAUCGAAUCUGUGUCUCGGUGUUGAAGCAUGCAGUGUUCGUGGUUGACCACUCACAUCUAGAUAUGUGCGCGGAUACAUGUAGAGAGAGAUGAAUAAGUGACUCCAACUGUUGCAUGGUAUAGAUGCAUAUGGUGCUUGUCACCACUUUCCACCAACUUGCUUGGUGAAAGUCCUUUGUGGCAUAAUUUGGGGAAUAAAUUCGAGUUUUUCCUUGUGUGCUUA